Messenger RNA from Phycodurus eques (leafy seadragon), 3052 nucleotides. RefSeq names its product zinc and ring finger 1 (gene znrf1). The record is from RefSeq and is a predicted model, not a curated record. Lineage: Eukaryota; Metazoa; Chordata; Actinopteri; Syngnathiformes; Syngnathidae. Bases 443 to 1096 code for a protein of 217 amino acids. The transcript is spliced from 5 exons.
UCCACUCCGACCGGUUGGAGAUCAGAUCGGAGAGAAUAGGGCACGGCGGACAUGUUGCCGUUGGGUGGCGGCCAGACACGCAGCAGCAACAGUUGUGACGAUGUCUGAGCUGAGAUGAGACGGGAGCGGGGGAGCGAAUAUCGCGGCGCUGCUGAGGCGCGACCGCGUUGCUCGUCGCCGGGGACGCUGCCGCGUGCGUGUCAUCCUGGGAUCUCUGCGUCAUUCAGCGGUCGUGUCGAGGUUUGUCUGGAAGGGGAGCUGGAUGCAGACGCCCGGGCCGGCCGAUGAUCCGCUCAGCGGGGGGGCGAGCUGUCGCAUCUGUACAGAGUCGUAGCUGACGAGCCUGCGGAGGGGAAAGGCGGACGGGCGGGCCGAGAGGCAGACAGGAGCGAGGGGAGGGGGCGACCCUUUGCGGAUCGAGCCGAGCCCCGCCGUUUGUCGGAUGGGGGGCAAGCAGAGCACGGCGGGGCGGUCCCGGGCUGCUUUUCCCAGUGUUUCCACGGAUGACAGCGCGGUGCCACCGUCGGCCCGCUUCGCCCACUACCGCUCGAGCGGCACCAUGGGCCCGCGGAGCCGCUCGGUGAGCUCCGUGGCCGCGAUGGGCAUCGAGCAAAGUCCCGCGGCACCCUUCGGAUUUUACACCCCCAGAGGCACGGAGUCGGAUCCGGCUGGAGGAGGGUCAGGGGGCGCUCCCGCCGCCUCUCACCGAACCGGCUACCGGGACAGUGGCGGCGGACGGCAUCGCACAGACGGGGUGCUCUACCUGGGGUCCCGGGGGUCGCUGGCCGACACCUUACCCCUGCACAUCGCUCCCCGCUGGUUCGGCGCUCACAGCGGAUUCAAGUGUCCUGUCUGCUCCAAAUCCGUGGCGUCCAGUGAAAUGGAAGUUCACUUCAUCAUGUGUCUCAGCAAGCCUCGACUCUCAUACAAUGAUGAUGUGUUGGCGAGGGACGCUGGCGAAUGCGUGAUCUGUCUUGAGGAACUGCAGCAAGGAGACACCAUAGCCAGGCUGCCGUGCCUCUGUAUCUACCACAAAAGCUGUAUAGACUCGUGGUUCGAGAUCAACCGGUCCUGCCCCGAACACCCUUCAGAUUGACUGACCACAGGUCCACUGACAAUACUGUUCAAGGUCAUCCCAGGGAUAUCUGGACACAGGUGCAACCAAAUCAGAAGAAACCAUCAAAAUAUGUAUAUCAAAAUCAAUAUAUUACCCUUAGAAGAUAACUACUUGAAAUGAAAACCAACCAAAAUAUUUGCCAUUUGCUCAUCAUGAGACCUUCCUUUCUGCCAGAGACCUAACAUCUGCUAACAGACUGAAGACAACCCUCACAGUCCUUCAAAGGGCUUCACCUGCCUCAUCUCCCUCCGCAAACGUGUGCGGCCAGUUGCCUCCAUCACAUUUUCAGGUCCUCCUUCUUGUCAGGAUCGAGGUCUGCCAGUAAUUUGUCUCCAGCCCUCCCCAUGGCCUUAACUUGGGAACGGAGAGGAAACAGACUGACAAAAAAGGCAACUGAGUACGAAGGAGGCAGAAAUCAAAUCACACCAGGAAGAGGGAACAGGAGCCUAAGGAAAACCAGUUUGAAUCAACAAGAACAGAGUAACUUGUACAAUAUUCAGUGUGGGCCACUUGGUUGUCAACUCCUCAAUGACAUCAUAACAUUCGGGGCAUAAGUGUGCCACCCACUUAUACACUCUUCCUUGCCAGUUUGAGAAAUACUGGAAUAAUCUGAAUGCUCCGUGAAUACUGAGCUAAAUAGAUCUGAUUUGGAGAAAUGUCAACAGCAUAUACCAAGGCAGGAUGGAGGGGAGGUCUGCCGAGAAACAGUCUGAGCAUGCUCUGUUCCCAUAUUAGGGAGGACAAGAAAGGCCAGCAAUGUAGUACACUCUCUGACUGUGUAACAUUUUUGGGGUACUGUAAUGUCAGGCUUUUGUGCAUGUGUGACUGAGUGAAAGUUUGGAUUCUGACCGGAUAAGUGCUCUGUGUGCCUGUGUGUUGGUAUGCAUAUUCAAAUGUUUACAGCCUAGAUGUUGAUGUUCCCUGUCUUUGACUGGCAGUCCUCCCUUUACUUUGCUGAUGUUUACAGCUACUGAGAAGCUACGUGGCAUAUUGUACACAUUACACAUGUACCUCUUUUGGUUUGUCUUUCUUUUUUUAGACGAGCCUGAUUUUUCAUACGGUUGUUUCCUCGUGAAAGCCUCAAGAGUAUGAGUGUCUCAAUGUGUGCCACUUUUUGUGAGUAUGAUUGGUAAGAUGACUGGUAAGCAUAUCUGCCUCACUGUAUUGAGGACCUGGGUUAAAAUCCGGCCUCCCUGUGUGGCGUCUCCAUGUUCUUCCCAUGCCCGCGUGGGUGCUCCGGUUUCCCCCCACAUUCCGAAAACAUGCAUGGUAGGUCAAUUGAAGACUCUAAAUUUUCCGUAGGUGUGAAUGUGAGUGCAAAUGGUUGUUUAUCUAUAUGUGCCCUGCGAUUGGCUGGUGACCAGUUCAGGGUGUACCCCGACUCUCGUCCGAAGUCAGCUGAGACCCAGGUGAAGAUAAGUGAUUCGGAAAUUGGAUGGACGGAUAGAUUCAAAAGGCGCCUUUUGAUCUGUGCUACUGUUCCUGCUAGCAUAGGUCGGGGCAAAGUGGAAAUGUGAGCUACUUGGACCCAAAAAAUUAUUCUGUGGUCCCAUUGUAGAUCUACUUUUAGGGGCUUAUUUAAUUAUUUGUUCAUAUUUAACAAUAUUUGUUUAAUAUUACAAUCAUGUGAGAUGUUACUCACUCUUCAGAAUGCCAAGAGCUGCUUUACGAAGACGACUAAAAAAGAAAAACAUGCAUAAACAAAGCUACUGUAAACAAAUGGUGGAAUAAAUUGUGCUAGAUGACACUGUGGUUUGAUUCAUGUUUACUUUCUUAGUAAAUAUCUUAUUCAUGUACAUGCUGAAUUUUUUACCCCUGCAUUAUAACCAGACAUUGGAUGAUAUGUGACCCAAGUGGAGCGAACACAGAAGUGAAUACAGGGGAUUGCUGAUGGCAGCUUGCCUGACGUAUCAUAGUUUUUAACAUCGUUACUUG